CUCCCCUCACGUGCCGCGGCGGGGGGUCUCGCGCUUCCCUGCCCUCCUUUCUCGCGCCGUCGAGGGCGCCGCCUCUCCGCCAAUCGGAGCCGGGCGCGCGCGGAGACAGGGUGGGGUGGGGGGCUGCGCGCGCCCUCCUCUCGCCUCUCCUCUCUCUUUCCCCUCAGCUCAUUCCUUCUUCGCCUCAGAGGAAGACGGAGCUCUUAUCUCGCCGCCUUCGCCGCCCCGCUUCCUCCCCGGAGCAGCCCCUGUAUGCGGCUGGAAGAGCUGCGGGCGGCCAGGGCGAGCGCCCCAGCCCAGGAGAAGGAGGAGAGGGAGAGGAGGAGACCAUGAACAGCGCGAAAGGCGAGCAGGAGCCCACUCCGCCGGAGCCCAGCCUGACCGAGGAAGAGGUACGAACACUCUUUGUCAGUGGCCUUCCUCUGGACAUCAAACCCCGGGAGCUCUACCUCUUGUUCAGACCAUUCAAGGGUUAUGAAGGCUCUCUUAUUAAACUCACAUCCAAGCAGCCUGUGGGCUUUGUUAGUUUUGACAGUCGCUCAGAAGCAGAAGCUGCUAAGAAUGCUUUAAAUGGAAUCCGAUUUGACCCCGAAAUUCCCCAGACGUUGCGGCUAGAGUUUGCUAAGGCCAACACGAAGAUGGCGAAGAAUAAAUUAGUGGGAACACCAAAUCCCAGCACUCCGGCCACCCCCAACACUGUACCUCAAUUCAUCACCAGGGAGCCAUAUGAGCUCACAGUGCCUGCACUUUACCCCAGUAGCCCUGAAGUGUGGGCGCCGUACCCUCUCUACCCAGCGGAGUUAGCACCUGCUCUACCUCCGCCUGCUUUCACCUACCCUGCUUCACUGCAUGCCCAGAUGCGCUGGCUCCCUCCCUCAGAGGCUACUUCUCAGGGCUGGAAGUCCCGUCAGUUCUGCUGAAUACUGUGUACCAGGUGUGUGAUGGCGGCUACAAUCUGUCUUGUGGGUAUUAAUGCGUUCUUCCUGAGUCGCUACUGGCA
This is a messenger RNA of Anolis sagrei ordinatus, 1000 nucleotides long. RefSeq names its product RNA binding protein, mRNA processing factor (gene RBPMS). Lineage: Eukaryota; Metazoa; Chordata; Lepidosauria; Squamata; Anolidae. Gene Ontology annotation, molecular function: mRNA binding. The record is from RefSeq and is a predicted model, not a curated record.